Molecule: messenger RNA, 1188 nt
Organism: Acytostelium subglobosum LB1
Lineage: Eukaryota; Evosea; Eumycetozoa; Acytosteliales; Acytosteliaceae
Exons: 4
Coding region: 1-1188 (395 amino acids)
Biological process (GO): biosynthetic process
Molecular function (GO): strictosidine synthase activity
Source: RefSeq, a predicted model, not a curated record
AUGAAGGGUACAUUCUGUAACUAUAUAUUCUUGUGCUUGGCUGUGUUCUUGGGCACAUUGUCAUUGUUGCCACCUCUGGCAAUGUAUGGCCUCGACUCAACGCCAGACGUGACGUUCGAACCAUUCAUACCGCAGACAGCACCUGAACAAGUGGGCGCCUACGCACCAAACACCAAGUUGGACACAGACAUCAAGUUCAUAGAGGGACCACACGGCGCCGAGACAGUGGCCUUUAGCAAGCAUGGCGACAUGUACUUCUCAAACAAGGCAGGCGAGAUCAGAUACAUCGAGGCCGAGUUGCUAGAUGGCCACAUCAGCAACAACAUGUCGACAUACUCUGGAGUUGCCAAUCGCACCAUUGGCAAGCUGCUGGUCCAGGCUGGCCGCCCCGUCGGCAUGUACAUCGAUGCUGAGGACCGUCUGUUGGUGGCCGACGCCGUCAAGGGACUCCUGCGCGUCGAUCUUGAGACACGGGACGUCAACAUCCUCACAUCUGGCGCCAAUGGUACCAAAUUGAUCUUCCUCGAUGAUGUCAAGACAGGCCCUGACGGCAUGAUCUACAUCUCAGACAGCGCAAGGAUCGGCCCACUCAUGGACAAGAAUGGAGAUUGGAACAUACUCACAUCGGCCACAUUCGCAAUCGCUUCAUCCAAGCCUGAUGGACGACUGCUCUCCUACGACCCACAGACCAAGGAGACCAAAGUCCUAAUGCAAGGCAUUCGUUUCGCCAACGGAGUACUCGUCGAUCCAACUGGAAACAGUGUCUACGUCUGCGAGACAUCGACCUACCGUGUGUGGCGCUAUUGGCUAAAGGGUAUCAAUGCUGGCAAGUCAAUGGUAUUCAUUGAUAACCUACCAGGAUAUCCAGAUGGCAUUAACUUGGGCAGCGAUAAUAGAUUGUACAUCAGUCUUUAUGGUGGCCGCUCCAAGCUUGUGGAUUGGAUCCAUCACUUCCCCUCAGUCAAGCGUCUUUUGCUACGUAUUCCAUUCGUCAAGUUCCCAAUAUAUCCACCAAUGAUUGUCAUUGCUGAUCCAAACUCAGGUGAGAUACUUGACUCGCUACAAGGUACAAGAUCAUCACCACUCAAAUCACUCACAUCUGCCGUGGAACAUGAUGGUAGACUAUACAUUGGAAACCUACAUCUUAACUUUAUUGGAGUGUAUGACUUGAAUGGAAAUAGACAAUGA